UUACGAAAUUAAAGAUAAAAUAAAAGAAAUGAAAAAUUUUCAUUUAAAUGUUAAAUUAAUAGGGGUUGUAUUACUGUUCAAUAUUGCAAUAGAUGUUAAAGCACAGAAUACUAUUCAACAAGAACAAAUCCCACAACCUGGAGCUCAACCAGGAAUUGGAGGCCAACUUGGUAAUGAACUGGGAGCUGAAGGACAACCUGGAGCUCAACCAGGUGUUGGAGGCCAACUUGGUACUCAACUGGGAGCUGAAGGACAACCUGGAGCUCAACCAGGAGUUGAAGGCCAACUUGGUACUCAAAUAGGAGCAGAAGGACAACCUGGAGCUCAAACAGGUGUUAGAGGACAACCUGGAGCUCAACCAACAGCUGGAGGACAACCUGAUACUCACUUAGGAGCUAGAGAACAACCUGGAGCUCAACCAGGUGUUGGAGGACAACCAGAUACUCAUCUAGGAGAUGGAGAACAACAUGGAGCUCAACCAGGAGGUGGAGGCCAACUUGGUACUCAAAUAGGAGCUGGAGGACAACCUGGAGCUAAACCAGGUGUUGGAGGACAACCAGAUACUCAUCUAGGAGAUGGAGAACAACAUGGAGCUCAACUAGGUGUUCGAGGACAACUUGAUACUCAACUAGGAGCUGGAGGACAACCUGUAGCUCAAUCUGCAGUUGCAGGCCUACUUGGAGCUCAACCAGAUGUUGGAGGACAACAUAGUUCUCAACUAGGAGCUGGAGGACAACUUAGUACUCAACUAGAAGCUGGAGGACAACCAGGAGUUGGAGGCCAACUUGGUACUCAACCAGGUGUUGGAGGACAACUUGGUACUCAACUAGUAGCUGCAGGACAACCUGGAGCUCAACCAGGUGUUGAAGGCCAACUUGGUACUCAAAUAGGAGCUGAAGGACAACCUGGAGCUCAACCAGGUCUUGGAGGACAACCUGAAGCUCAACCAGGAGGUGGAGGCCAACUUGGUACUCAAAUAGGAGCUGAAGGACAACCUGGAGCUCAACCAGGUGUUAGAGAACAACCUGGAGCUCAACCAGGAGGUGGAGGCCAACUUGGUACUCAAAUAGGAGCUGGAGGACAAUCUGGAGCUCAACCAGGUGUUGGAGGAUAUCCUGGUGCUCAACCAGGUUUUGGAGGACAACCUGGAGCUCAACCAGGAGUUGAAGGCCAACUUGGUACUCAACUGGGAGCUGGAGGACAACCUGGUGCUCAACCAGAUGUUGGAGGACAACCUGGAGUUCAACUAGGUGUUGGAGGAUAUCCUGGUGCUCAACCAGGUUUUGGAGGACAACCUGGAGCUCAACCAGGUGUUGAAGGCCAACUUGGUACUCAAAUAGGAGCUGAAGGACAACCUGGAGCUCAACCAGGUCUUGGAGGACAACCUGAAGCUCAACCAGGAGGUGGAGGCCAACUUGGUACUCAAAUAGGAGCUGAAGGACAACCUGGAGCUCAACCAGGUGUUAGAGAACAACCUGGAGCUCAACCAGGAGGUGGAGGCCAACUUGGUACUCAAAUAGGAGCUGAAGGACAACCUGGAGCUCAACCAGGUGUUAGAGAACAACCUGGAGCUCAACCAGGAGGUGGAGGCCAACUUGGUACUCAAAUAGGAGCUGGAGGACAACCUGGAGCUAAACCAGGUGUUGGAGGACAACCAGAUACUCAUCUAGGAGAUGGAGAACAACAUGGAGCUCAACUAGGUGUUCGAGGACAACUUGAUACUCAACUAGAAGCUGGAGGACAACCUGUAGCUCAAUCUGCAGUUGCAGGCCUACUUGGAGCUCAACCAGAUGUUGGAGGACAACAUAGUUCUCAACUAGGAGCUGGAGGACAACUUAGUACUCAACUAGAAGCUGGAGGACAACCAGGAGUUGGAGGCCAACUUGGUACUCAACCAGGUGUUGGAGGACAACUUGGUACUCAACUAGUAGCUGCAGGACAACCUGGAGCUCAACCAGGUGUUGAAGGCCAACUUGGUACUCAAAUAGGAGCUGAAGGACAACCUGGAGCUCAACCAGGUCUUGGAGGACAACCUGAAGCUCAACCAGGAGGUGGAGGCCAACUUGGUACUCAAAUAGGAGCUGAAGGACAACCUGGAGCUCAACCAGGUGUUAGAGAACAACCUGGAGCUCAACCAGGAGGUGGAGGCCAACUUGGUACUCAAAUAGGAGCUGGAGGACAAUCUGGAGCUCAACCAGGUGUUGGAGGAUAUCCUGGUGCUCAACCAGGUUUUGGAGGACAACCUGGAGCUCAACCAGGAGUUGAAGGCCAACUUGGUACUCAACUGGGAGCUGGAGGACAACCUGGUGCUCAACCAGAUGUUGGAGGACAACCUGGAGUUCAACUAGGUGUUGGAGGAUAUCCUGGUGCUCAACCAGGUUUUGGAGGACAACCUGGAGCUCAACCAGGAGUUAAAGGCCAACUUGGUACUCAACUAGGAGCUGGAGGACAACCUGGAGUUCAACAAGAUUUUGGUGGCCAACCUGGCGCUCAACCAGGUUUUGGAGGACAACUUAAUACUCAACCAGGAGCUGGAGGUGAACCUGUCACUCAACCAGAAUUUGGAGGUCAACUUGUUACUCAACCAGCAUAUGGAAAUCAACUAGGUCUUAGAGCUCAAUCAGGACUUAGUGGUCAAGUUGGUAUUCAACCACGAUAUGGAGGUCAACCAGGACUUGGAGGCCAACCUGGCACUCAACCAGUCGUUGGAGGUCAACUUGGUGUUCAACCAGUAGUUGGAGGACAACUUGGAGUUCAACCAGUCGUUGGAGGUCAACUUGGCACACAUUAUGGAGUAGGAGGUCAACCUACUCAAUUCCAAGGAUUUGUACCUUAUUUAACUCAAAUGCAAGGACUUGCAGCACAACCAACUCAAACCCAAAGGUUUGGAACUCAAUUUACUCAAUUUCAAGGACCUUAUCCAACUCAAACCCAAGGAUUUGUAAGUCAACCAUAUCAAACCCAAGGACUUGCAUCGCAACCAAUUCAAACCCAAGGAUUCGGAUAUCAACCAACUCAAUUCCAAGGACUUGCAACGCAACCAACCAACAGACCUUAUCCAACUCAAACCCAAGGAUUUGUAAGUCAACCACCUCAAUUCCAAGGACUUGGAAGUCAACCAACUCAAUUUCAAGGAUUUGGAACUCAAAAUGUGCAAAAUCAAAUACCUGGAAGGCAAUCAUCACAAUUUGUUGGGUUUGGAUCACAAGCAACACAAUAUCCAGGACUUGGCUCUCUACAAUUUCAAAAUCAAGUAGCAGGAACCCAAUUGAGACAAUAUCAAGGUACUUCAACUCAACCAAAUCAAAAUCAAGUAAUGAAUGUUGGAAGUUUAACAAAUCAGGGAUCCUCAACUCAAGCGACAAAUUAUGUUUAUCCUUAUAACCGACCAACAUACUAUCUUCAAGAACAAGGUGUUGGAGCUCAACCUACUCAAAGUCCAGUUGUAUUAACUAAUUAUCCUCAGAGACAAGGAGUUGUUCCAUUUUCUCAAGGACAGAAUAUUCCAGCAUAUAACCCUUAUAGACAAGGAUAUGGUGUUCAACCUUAUCAAGGACAGAAUGUUCAAACAUAUCCUCAGUAUGCUUUACCAAGGCAUCUAAAUUGUCAGUGGUAUGGAAAUUUCCAAAAUUGUUACUAAGAGUUAGUACUACUAACAGUAUAUAAUAAUAGUUUUUUUUCAAUCUAUUGUUACUAUUGUAUACUAUUAUCUAUAUUGUUACUUUUAAUAUUAUCAAGGAUCGAAGUACUUUACAUUUUAUUUGUAACCAAAACACUUAUAUUAUAUGUUUAUUAAUUUUAUUUCAAUAAAACUUUCAAUGUCAUAAUUAAUUUCAAUAAAAAAAAAGUUCUAUAGAACAACA
This is a messenger RNA of Leptopilina heterotoma, 3863 nucleotides long. RefSeq names its product glutenin, high molecular weight subunit PW212-like. The record is from RefSeq and is a predicted model, not a curated record. The transcript has a single exon. Lineage: Eukaryota; Metazoa; Arthropoda; Insecta; Hymenoptera; Figitidae. Bases 29 to 3640 code for a protein of 1203 amino acids.